AAAAAAAGGUGUCGUUAACUUAGCGUUUUUCAGUUUUUCUGGUAAUUUGGAAUUUUCGUGACCUGUGCUGUGACUUUUGUGCCUGGAUGACCAACGAUCAAAUGUGGUCGGUAAUAAAAUUCCCAAAAGAAAACAAAGUGGCUGUAGUGCCAAGUACGUGGCUGUGUGGUAACAUAUGCUAUUGGCCACCUUUCAACCGAAAACGUGUUGAAGAAGCAAUCGAAAAAGGCGAAACUCCAAAUACCACAACGUGGCAGCAAUUUCAGUAUUCGCCUCUGCGGAACAAUACAUUUGAUACAUUUAAAGAAGCAGAAAGAAAAUCAAGGAAAGCCACGAUAACAUCGGAUUUAGACACCCAAACUGAAGAAGAGGACGAAGACUGCAAAGGAAAAAGGAAGAGGAGGACCCCAAAACCAUUGUAUAGUAGUGGCUGCAGUAGUGCGAGCGAAGAAGAAGAAGAAAUAAUUACAUUACCGAAACCACCUAACCCGAGCAGCUCAAAACCACAACAACUUCAAGACAUUACUAAUAAACAUAAUAUGAAGAUGUCUCAUCAAAAAAAGAAGUGCGGCGCAAUUAUGAGCAGUGUACCUGAUGUAGAUAGUGCCAAUGUUCCUGGUUCCUCUUAUUUGAGUUCUCAUCUUCACGAAGAUGGCAUAAUACGGUAUUCUCCAUCAAGCCGUGGCGGAACGCCGACUAGCACUUUACGUGCAGCGGACCAUGCUGAUGGACGUAGUAAUGAUGAGUAUCUGAGACACAUUUUACGUAAACAAAACAUUUUACAAGCUAUGUUAUCCGAUCUAAGUGCAAAAGUGGCAGAUAUUGAAAACAUGCUCAAGGAUAAUGCACAUAGGGCAGAAAAUGCAACACCUACUGAUAGUAUUUUUGUUAAACUACCACAUUUGCCAGUAAACUGUGACAAUGAUUUACAAGAAUUAGAAAAUCACUUAUCAGAUCAAAAUGAAUUUGCUCUAGCGGUCAAGGAAAUUUCUCAAUUGGGAGGGAACAAAACUUAUGAGUUUAUUUUUCGAGCUGCAAAACAACUGAUUACGGAUAGAUUUGCAGGAGCCGAAUUUAGUUUCCUAGGACGAAAACAAAAAAAAAAGUUUGCGGAUUUAAAAUUAGCUCUGUUAUUAAAACAAGCUGCAGUGAGAUUAUUCCAGAAGACUGAAAAAGAGGUUGAAAAUGAUAUUUCCAAGUGGCUGCGGAAGUGCACAGACCGAUCAAAAAAGCAAGAACUUAGAAAUUAACAUUUAUCAUUUACUACAUAUAUAUGUCAUACUCAUAAGAAUGUUAAAAAUAAAUUUACACUUUUAUUG
Messenger RNA from Photinus pyralis (common eastern firefly), 1319 nucleotides. RefSeq lists its product as uncharacterized. The coding region runs from base 87 to 1250 and encodes 387 amino acids. Lineage: Eukaryota; Metazoa; Arthropoda; Insecta; Coleoptera; Lampyridae. The transcript has 6 exons. The record is from RefSeq and is a predicted model, not a curated record.